Sphaerodactylus townsendi is the source of this 3754-nucleotide messenger RNA. RefSeq names its product ring finger protein 208 (gene RNF208). Gene Ontology annotation, molecular function: ubiquitin protein ligase activity. Gene Ontology annotation, biological process: protein ubiquitination. The transcript is spliced from 2 exons. The record is from RefSeq and is a predicted model, not a curated record. Lineage: Eukaryota; Metazoa; Chordata; Lepidosauria; Squamata; Sphaerodactylidae. Bases 2094 to 2894 code for a protein of 266 amino acids.
GGAGGCUGGCCUUGAAUGAAAAACCAGCAGCCAACAGCAGGCGCGAAGGCACUGCGGCCCACGAGGCUGUGGGCUGCUGAGUGCGAGAAACGUGAGCUCAGCUGGCUGCAUCACUGCAGUGCUCACUGCAGAGACGGGAGAGGAGAAGGAAGGCGGGCGAGCGAGCGAGCGAGCAAGCAGGCAGCAGCCCUCGCGCGCUUCCCGGCAUCCCGGCUCUUCAUCGCCCGGGAAACAAAACAGCCCCCGCGGCGGAGCAUCUUGCAAGCUGCAGGUCGGAGUUCCUGCCGCAGGGAGGGAAAGCGAGCCUGCCCGCGCCCCUGCUAAGCGCCCAAGAGGGCUUGCAAAGGGAUCCAAGGCCGACCCCACCCCUACCCUGGAGCAUUUCCCCAAAGGAGGCCCUGCGGCAUCCCGGGCAUUCUGGAAACGACACUCUUCCCGGAUUGUGAGCAGCAGCAUCCUUCGGGGAGAGACGCCCCCCCACCCCCCGGGAAAGCACAAGCCUCGGCUAGCCGGGAGGAGAGGAACAGAAGCCGUGGUUCUUGGCACCGACCAUCCCCUCCCCUCCAUCCAGGAACCAGGCACGCAGCAGGAGGGAGGAUCUAGGCAGGAUUUCUCUCCCCCCACCCCCCGCCCCAUCUCUCUGCACUUGCCAGCAUCUGUGCCCUUGCAGAGAUAGGAAAAAGCAACGCAGCCCUUCCAGGCGGACGACUCGCUCCUUGGGCUCGCGGUCCGGAGCUGCCGCGGCUUCCACUGUUUCCCAGAUCGUCUUCUCCAUCGCCAGGCAAGAGGAAUCCGGCCUCCUGCUUCAGGAAGCCAAAGCAGCAUUGCCAGCUAGAGGAGGGGAGAGUGUGGAGUUACCAGCCCUUGCCCCGGAGGCUGCCCUUCGCCGCCUCUGCAAGGAAACCACUGGAUUAGAGGGAGCGCCUCUUGCUAACCUGCUCUGGAGCUGACAGCACCUGUUUUAGGCCCGGCGGAACAUCUGGCCUGGGCAGCAAACAUCUGGAUCCAUCACAUCUGCAGGAGCAGCCUUUCUUGGCUUUGCCUUUGGUAAGAUCAGUUGGGUUCUCUGGAGCAAGGGGCUGCAGCCUGCAGGCAUUUGCGGACACCCUAGGUCAGAUGGUCUGAGCAGGGCUGGAUUAGGGGCCCUAAUAGGGUGUCAAGAAGGACCACAGCCCUCGGCUGCCUUUCAGAUAACCUCUAAGACUGGGCCUUUGGAAGCACGCCUGGAACUGAAGCGGCAGAGAAGGGCUGUUUUGGGUGCACUGCAAAGCUGCCCUAGUAAACAAGGCCCUGCGGAGAUACAAACCGAGCUUGACAUUCCAGCAAGCGCCACAAGAACACAUUGUAGAGACGGAGCUGUCUGCCUGCUGUCAGGUGGGAACCUGCUGCUUUGCACCUGAGCAGGAUGUGUUCCAGUUGUGGAUCUCUCUCCUGGUACCUGCCCCGGAGGAAGGAGCUUUGCAGAAGUCUGUGACCAGGCGAGUGGGAGAGACGGGGGAAAGUCAGAGCUCUGGAAUUUGCAAAACACAUUCUUGAGCCCGGUCAGGAUCUCCUCGAAUGUAAACAGGAAUCAAGGCCCUGUGGGGGAGGGGUACUUGCAGGGAGGGGCCAAAGGCAUAGCACAGGCUGCUCUGAUAGCAUUCCAUCCUGAGAUGCAGAUGCUGCCUGACUCACCUGCAGUCAAAGUGGUUUAGGCCUGGAGUGUGGAAAAAUCAAAGCCCAGCCUGCUUUGGCUUUGUUCACCUAGCCAGUCUGUGAGGUGUCAUCCCGCAAGGGCUGGCAUCCAUCCCAGCGCUGUAAAGUGUUACAGUUUGCCCAACCCAGCUGCAUUCUGAAACAUCCCACCAAGCCCCGAAUUGUGGAAACGUAACACGGUCCUCGCCUCCUACCUGUCACCCUGCAACCUGCCUUGCAAGGAAUGCACACGGAACUGGGGUCCUAGCACUGUGGUUGCAACCCACCAGGAAGAAGGAAGUAUUUUGGCACCUUUCGCCCCAGGAUGUGCCCCUGUUCCAGCGGCUUUCUCCAGCACUGCCGCUUCACGGCUCGCACACGAUUCAAAGCCUGGCCUGCUACGAACAACUUCUAGCCUCAUGCAGGAGACCCUCGGAGAACCCAGAGCCACGGACAGUAAUGUUAAGAACCUCCUCAUGUCAUGUCUGAAAGGGCAACAGGUCAUUAUCAAAAUGGAAGCCAUGAAGAUCAUCCAUCCGGAGAAGUUCUCGGAGCUGCAGAGCUCCCAGUCGCGCUACGUCCCUGCCCCCCGACGUGAGCCUCCGCUGGUUGCCAAGCGGGCCUGGCCUUCGGAGUCAGAGAUCAUCGUGAACCAGGCUUGUGGGGACAUCCCAGCCUUAGACAGUAACCCGGGGGCUCUGGGGUUAUCUCGGACACCACCUCUGCCCCGGCGUGAGCGGCUCUACCAAGGACAGCGCAAAGGCAGCUCGGAGAUCUGCUACCAUCGCCAGCCCCCGCCAUCGGACGAGGUGAUUGUGAACCAGUACGUGCUGCACGCUUCCACCCCGUGCGAGCCGCUGGAAUGCCCGACCUGCGGCCACAUGUACAACUUCACCAACAAGCGCCCGCGCAUCCUCUCCUGCCUGCACUCUGUGUGCGAGGAGUGCCUGCAGAUCCUCUACGAAUCCUGCCCGAAGUACAAGUUCAUCUCCUGCCCCACCUGCAAGAGGGAGACCGUGCUAUUCACUGACUAUGGACUGGCUGCCCUGGCAGUGAACACGAGCAUCCUCAACAGACUUCCCGCGGAGGCUCUUUCUUCCAACCCCGUGCAGUGGAGCAGCGAUACUGACCGCAGUUGCUAUCAGACCUUCCGCCAGUACUGCGGGGCGGCCUGCACAUGCCACAUUCGAAACCCACUGUCUUCCUGCACCAUCAUGUAAGCUGUGUGCUCCUUGCCCUUCCCCCUGGUUCCCCCUGUACCCCUCCACCACCCUGGGCAGCGGGACCGUAAGAGAGCGGAGAACACUGCAGCCUUUCUUGGGAGACCCCCGUUUGGACAAGCUUAUCUGUCUUAUAUGGCUUUAUGGGAUUCUUAACCAUUCUGGCUCCAGAACCUGCUGUUGUGUCCUGCUGGAAACUGACACAGGGGAAAUAGAGAGCGGAAUGUUCAGCUCUUAGAUGAAGGAUGGAAGAUGGACCAUCAAGAAUCAUGGCGGAGAGAGAUAUUUUAGCACGCUCUCACGGCCCACAGCUACGUCCAUCCUUCAGUUCACCUUCCCUCCUUCUCGGCAGUAUCUUAGUGGAUUAAGUCUGUGGAUUUAAUUGCCCAAGGCAGUGUUCCGUCCUUCCCUGUGGUGCACGGUGUGGGGUCUCAGGAGAUCAGCUCUGGUCACCUUUCUACCAGUGGCUUGGACAGGGGAGCCACCCAUGUUAGGAGUCAGAAGCAGCCAAAGGAGAUGGCAAGAUAUAGGAAUCCCAGAGAAGCGGUGCCAGGCGGGCCUGUGCCAGAGGCCAACUCAAAUGCCAGUUUCUCUUUUUAAGUUAUUUGCCAAAGCUUCCGUUUCUGUGCCCAAGCUGUAGUGCGUCCAGAUUUGCUGCUGCCAAUCGAAAGACAGUUGCCAACAGACUUCCUGGAAGGGUCCCAUUUCCUGAUGUCCUUGAGGGAAGCUUUUUAAAAAUAUAUGGUUUGUUUUUGUUUUGUUUUUUUAAAUCCUCGUUCUUGAGGAUCUCUGUUCCUCAUUACUGUUUCAGAAAUGCAUCUUGUUUGGGCCCUGGCCGUCAAUAAAACAGAUUGAAGUUA